Branchiostoma floridae (Florida lancelet) is the source of this 2399-nucleotide messenger RNA. RefSeq names its product proto-oncogene tyrosine-protein kinase receptor Ret-like. Lineage: Eukaryota; Metazoa; Chordata; Leptocardii; Amphioxiformes; Branchiostomatidae. The transcript has 2 exons. Gene Ontology annotation, molecular function: ATP binding; calcium ion binding; transmembrane receptor protein tyrosine kinase activity. Gene Ontology annotation, cellular component: signaling receptor complex; membrane. Gene Ontology annotation, biological process: cell surface receptor protein tyrosine kinase signaling pathway; homophilic cell-cell adhesion; multicellular organism development. Bases 1 to 2334 code for a protein of 777 amino acids. The record is from RefSeq and is a predicted model, not a curated record.
AUGGCAUCUAUCCUACUAGUAACACUGCUGCUUGGUAUCUAUCCCGUCCUGAGUGGGGCCUCGUUACCAGAGUCUUGCUCCUUCAAUGUUUCCGUGCCUGAAAAUGCGGCACCCGGGACAGAGGUUGUGGACGCGUCGUGUUUGUCGUCGCUACAGAAAGCGAAACUUCCUUGUGUGAAAACGGAGGGAGAUCCGUACGGCAGGUUCCUUCUGACUAAGGAGUGCGCCCUUGUUGUUGCCAACCCUUUGGACUGGUCAGUACGGUCGGAAUACACUAUCAAGAUUCGCGUUGGGGAUCGUCGUGAAGUCAGGAGUGUGUCGAUACAGGUUACCGACGUCCCGGGCUAUCCUCCCGUGUAUAACGAGACGUGUGAGACUCCGAUCAACCCCACCGAGAGCAACAUACGUUACAAAUGUAAAGUUCCCAAAUUAGGAGGACCAGUGAGAGCAGACAGACCCCAAAACCCAACGCAACUUGUACAUGUACAGUCGGCAGAUGUAGAACUCAUUCCGCAAGGCUGUCCUGUUGGGAAAUACGGCUUUCUCUGCGAUCAAGACUGUAUCUGUAAGAACGGCGCCCGCUGUCACGGGUUUAAUGGGGCGUGUAAAUGUCAACACGGCUGGCAAGGUGUAGCCUGUGACAUUCCUAAACCUGACAUCGCCGCAACAACGACAUCUAGCGAUUCGCGAGCCAUCUACAUUUCCGCCAACGUGACAAUUCAAUGCCGCGUGUAUAACAUAGAUGUCGACACCUUGUCGCUGCGGUUUCCAAACGCAUCUGUGAUCACAAGGGAAGGUGUUAAGCGAUUAGACAUCGUUUUUAACGCAGAGUUACACGAUAACGGCCCCUACACGUGUCAGGCCAUAGACAAAGAAGGAAAGGUCUUGUCCGCAACAAUUGUGUUAAACGUUAACUGCCCUCCAAAUAGAAAAGGCAAACUUUGUGAUGAAGCGUGUGAUUGCGUACAAGGCACGGGUUGUGACCGUUGGACUGGUUGUGUCUGUCCGCCUGGAUUUUCUGCCAGAAAGACCUGUGACUGCAAUGGGGGGAGCUGCAGCCAUACCGACGGCAAGUGUGCCUGCACGGCUGGCUGGUACGGGUCGGACUGCAGAGGACCCUGUCCCAAAGGCAGGUACGGUUGGCGGUGCCGACGGGUUUGCAGCUGUAAGAACAACGCCACCUGUCACCACGUGGACGGCAACUGCACCUGUGCGCCACCGUGGGGAGGGAGGGACUGUGACGAGCUUCGCGUCACUCAGGCUGCGUCGCUACUCGAAAUCCUUGUUCCCCUGAGCUCAAUAAUCCUAGUUGUUAUCGUAGUGCUAGUCGUGCUCUAUAAGACUGGCUGUUCCGGGAAAAAAGACGACCAGGAAGCCGAAGUUCUCCGUGAGCUCAGGCGUGUGGAGGAGGAUCUAGCGCAGAGCCUACAACCGGGCUGGCUCAGGCGCUGGGAAAAGAAGAUCCGCCAUCUUACUCCUGGGGAUCUGAUUGGACAAGGAAAGUUUGGGGAUGUCAUACAAGCCCAGCUUCGCACACCGAAAGGUAAAAUCGUCGUGGCCGCCAAGACAGUCCGUCAAGAAGACGCACAGUCCUACCGAGACUUUUACCGAGAAGCCGCCAUACUAGUUGUAGUACACGAAGAGAAAAACCACGACGUUCACAAGUCAAACAUCGUCCAACUGCUUGGGAUAAUCACCGCUAAUGAGAAGUAUCUUCUUCUAGAAUAUUGCCAGAAAGGAGAUCUUCUGUGGGUCCUUCAUCAGUUUAGAUGCGGCGAGGAGGACGGUCAGACUGCUCCAGAUCUUCUUCGCCGUCUUCUCCGAUACGCAGUGCACGUGGCACGAGCGCUAGGAGAACUGGAACGUCUGCGCAUCGUUCACCGCGACGUGGCCGCUCGGAACGUCUUGAUCACGGUGGACGAUAUGGCCAAGUUGGCCGACUUCGGGCUGGCACGAGACGUGUACACCGCCGAUAACUACGUCUCCACGAGCCACAAACUUCUUCCGCUGAAGUGGAUGACCUUGGAGUCCAUCGAGACCGGUGAGUACACCUGUCAGAGUGACGUCUGGUCCUUCGGCGUGCUGCUAUGGGAGAUCGCGACACUGGGGAAAGAUCCGUGCUACGGCGACAAGAUUCACCCGAAUGUUCCCGAGCUAGCAGCAAUCCUAGCACAGGGGAUCCGCCUGCCGAGACCACCGGGGUGUCCGGAGGGUCUGUACGGGCUGAUGCGCGCCUGUUGGCGAAGAAACCCCGCCGAGAGACCCGGUCCCGAUGCGUUAGAAAAGUGGCUGGUAGCGCCUUAUGAGAUCGUGGAAAUAGAGACGGCGUUGUAGGACUUGAAAUACCCCUGUCAAAUUAUUUUCGAUCGUCGGGCGAAUCGAUGGAAGAUGGGCCAUAU